AUGUCGAUAUCUUGCGAGUGCAAUCCGAGUAGGGAAUCACGCACCCAGCCACCAGCAACGCGCAGAGUGGCGUUUAUGUUUCGCUCUUCAUUGACACGAAGUAGAAAAUCAAAUAUUUUCUCGUGUGCCACUGCAACAGGUUUGCUCAAUCUAACCUUCUUUGGUAGCAACAUCACUGAAAAAAAUAAAAGAAGAAACAAAGAGGAAUGA
This is a messenger RNA of Trypanosoma brucei brucei TREU927, 210 nucleotides long. RefSeq lists its product as hypothetical. NCBI's taxonomy places the organism in Eukaryota, Euglenozoa, Kinetoplastea, Trypanosomatida, Trypanosomatidae. The transcript has a single exon. Bases 1 to 210 code for a protein of 69 amino acids. The record is from RefSeq and is a predicted model, not a curated record.